GUAGACCGGACGCUCCAACAACAACAGCUCGUCAGACACCUCUGUAUCUUUCUAGCAAACACCGCUACAACAUUCACUCUCUUUACAGUCUUUUGGUGUAUAUUAGUCGCUGUGUAUUAAACACUUCCGUCGUAUGUACUUGUUGGCCCAUUUAAUUAUAUAUUUACGUUGUUUGUCAGCAAGCUGGUUUGCUAAGUUUGCUGAGAACUAGGCUAGUCGCUAAUGCUAGCUAGCUAACAUCUCCGACCAUGAGUUCACUAAGCUACUUUCCUCUUGCUAAAGGAGAGUGGGUCUGCUGGACGGAGAAAGAAGCUCUUGUGAAAGAGAAGGAUGUUACAAUACAAAAACAAGAAGAGGGUGAGGCUGUUACCGUGAAAGAGGAAGAGAAAGACGUUUCAGUGAAAGAAGAGGAAGACGCGUUCAGAGUGAAAGAGGAGGAUUUCACAGUAAAAGAAGAGGAACAUUUCACAGUAAAAGAAGAGGAGGAUUUCACAGUAAAAGAAGAGGAGGAUGCAGUUUUUGGACUGAAAGAGGGGGAGAUGACUGUUCCAUCCACAAAGGAGGAGGAAAAAGAGGAGUUUGGCGAUCUGGGCCCGGUUUCCCAAACGCAUCUUAUGGCAUCCAAUGGUUCUAACGAUGUUAACACUAGAGAGAGACGGGACAAUCGUGGAUCCUCUGGGGAUCCUCAACAAAAUCAUGAUGAUGUCAAGGCAGACAAGAGUCUCUCCAGAUCAGAACUCCUCAAGAAACACCAGCAGAGACCCACAGGGAAGAAAUCUAAUUGCUGCUCUGACUGUGGGAAAAGAUUCAACUCUUCAUUAAAACUUAAAAUACAUCAAAGAAUUCACACUGGAGAGAAAUCUUUUGGCUGUGAUCAAUGUGGGAAGAGUUUUACUGCAUCUAGCCAUCUGACUUUACACCAGAGAAUACACACAGGAGAGAAACCUCAUAGCUGUGAUCAAUGUGGGAAAAGUUUUACUCGGCCAGACAGCCUGAUGGUACACCAGAGAACACACUCAGGAGAGAAACCUUAUAGCUGUGAUCAAUGUGGGAAGAGUUUUUCUACAUCUGGCCAGCUGACUUUACACCAGAGAAUACACACAGGAGAGAAACCUUAUAGCUGUGAUCAAUGUGGGAAGAGUUUUACUACAUCUGGCCAGCUGACUUUACACCAGAGAAUGCACACAGGAGAGAAACCUUAUAGCUGUGAUCAAUGUGGGAAGAAUUUUAUUUCAUCUGGCCAGCUGACUUUACACCAGAGAAUACACACAGGAGAGAAACCUUAUAGCUGUGAUCAAUGUGGGAAGAGUUUUACCACGUCUAGCCAGCUGACUCUACACCAGAGAACACACACCGGAGAGAAACCUUAUAGCUGUGAUCAAUGUGGGAAGAAUUUUUCUAGAUCUGACCAUCUGACUUUACACCAGAGAAUACACACAGGAGAAAAAUCGUAUAGCUGUGAUCAAUGUGGGAAGAGUUUUACUAGAUCUGGCCAUCUGACUUUACACCAGAGAAUACACACAGGAGAGAAACGUUAUAGCUGUGAUCAAUGUGGGAAGAAAUACUCUGAUAAAAGAUCUAUGAUUAAACAUCAGAAACAUUGUUUCAUGAUAUCAACGAAAUAAUGUCACAAUGUAGAAUGUUUUAACAUUGUAGAACGAUUAUUUUAAUCAUGUCACAAUGUAGAACCCUAAAUGUUUGUCCCCCGUUCUAUCGAUUUCAGCAUAAUAUGGAUAUUAGCAUCAGGGGAAAAAUCCAGGCCCUGAAUUGGAAGAGUACUAUUUAUGAUUUAACAAAAAGUGACCAACAAAAAAACAGUUGUUACACACCACGUUGGUGACCCAAAAUGCAACACUUCAAAAUGUAGCGAGCAGUUUUCAACAAAUUGUCCUCUAGCCAGUGAUGUACACAUUAUUCCCAGAUUCCGUGUGGUUUUUGCUGCGUUCAUUUUUACAGGACGUGCAGCCUCCUCUCCCUCCUCUCGCACAAUUGAUUUCAACAUGAUAUCGAUGAGUGAUGACAAAUAAGUGUUGUGUUCCUUUGUUUUUCGACCCCUAAAUUUAAAUGCAUCACUCCCAAAUUGUAGCCGACUGUCUUCUGCAGGUUGUCCUCUAACCAGUGAGGUAAAAGAUAUCUCCCAUUUCCAUGUGUUUUUUAGUUGUUAGUUUCAACAGCACGUACAACCUGAUUUCCCCCCUAAUCGAUAUCAGUGAUUUAUUGCUACUUGUCAAAACAACAGCGUUUUUGGUGCUUGUGCAGUUUAUAAGGUGCUUGUUUAAGAAAAUACUUCAUAUGAUUAUUGUGGCAGUUGUUUGUGUAGAUAGUACAUUUUAUGUUUAGGAUUUCAAUUUAUCACAAACUUUUUCUGUAUUUGGACUAUUGAUUUGGACACGUUUAAACUGUGACAUUAGGGCUACCCCACCUAGCAAAAUGUAGUUGAAAAUAAGACUAUGCGAAAGUUGAAAAGAAAACAAUUUAAUUGCAAUGUACUUACAGCCUAUACACAUGGACUCAGUAUAAUAAAUUGGUCAUUUAUCAAUUUUCUAUCACUCCGGUAUUUCUUUACAACAUUCAAAUGCUAAUUGUCUUUAUUCCACUACUGAAGAAGCAUGACUCAAAUCACCUCAUAUUUCAAACGUCCAGCCUGACAAAAGAUAAAUGUUUUAUUAUUCCAUGCCUCACCCGUAGUUAAGUUAAUUAUUGUCAAUACAUUCACACUGGAGGAUAUUUCAGGAGUUUCCUCUUGAAAUCAGACAUGUCCGUGAUAAGAACAACUCGGUUGCUGAUUGUCUCAAGCAUGGGCAGUCUAAAUGUUUUGUGUUUUGCAUUUAGCCAGUGCGUUGCCAAGGAUCACAAUUUAUUUUGACUGCACGUUUUUCCGUAUUGGAGAUGAGUUUUGUUUGGGCUCGUUCCAAGGGGACGAGAGUUCUCGAAGCUAGUGAGUUUUAGGAAGACGAGAGUUCCAGAAGCUAAUGAGUUUUAGGAAGAAGAGAGUUCUAGAAGCUCGUGAGUUUUACGAUUCUAUAGAAAGAAAAAUGAGUAAAAAAAUGUGUAUUAUUUUUUAGAAAUACGUGCUUUUAUUUGUAUUUAAUUAUUGACAGCCAGUAGAUACCAUGUUUAUAUUGUUUAAUGUGAAGCAUUGUAGUUGAUUAUAAUGAGAAAUGGAAGUUUUCUGUUGGUGGUGAGCAAACUUGUCCAACAAAUAUAUAGGAUAUAUUUGUUGUCUAAAAGGGGAAGUUGUUACAGGCUUUGGUUUUUCCAUUUAUACUUUGAGGUUGGAGUUUAGCACGUAUAGCUCGUUAGCAUGUAGAGCGCACAGAUUGGUGUCACCUUGUUACACCUGUUUAAUAUUUUAAUCAAUGGAUUUUCCUCAGGGUCAUUAGUCUUUCAGUUGUUAUUCUUCUGUUUUUUUAUCCUCUUAUGUUUGUUGUGGUAAAUAUUUUUUUCAUAUUCAGUUUUUUCCUGUGAAGCCAUUGUGUUGCAUCCAUGUCUGAAAUGUGCUGUAUAAAUAAAGCUUGAUUUGAUUUGAA
Molecule: messenger RNA, 3530 nt
Organism: Oncorhynchus masou masou (cherry salmon)
Lineage: Eukaryota; Metazoa; Chordata; Actinopteri; Salmoniformes; Salmonidae
Product: zinc finger protein 664-like
Exons: 2
Coding region: 249-1625 (458 amino acids)
Biological process (GO): regulation of transcription by RNA polymerase II
Molecular function (GO): RNA polymerase II cis-regulatory region sequence-specific DNA binding; DNA-binding transcription factor activity, RNA polymerase II-specific
Source: RefSeq, a predicted model, not a curated record